This is a messenger RNA of Marasmius oreades (fairy-ring Marasmius), 1962 nucleotides long. RefSeq lists its product as uncharacterized. The transcript has 3 exons. The record is from RefSeq and is a predicted model, not a curated record. The coding region runs from base 766 to 1929 and encodes 387 amino acids. Lineage: Eukaryota; Fungi; Basidiomycota; Agaricomycetes; Agaricales; Marasmiaceae.
GUCCAGUUUGCCCUCCAGGACCUUACAUUCGGUUUCUAACCUCUUAUAUUGUCCUUCCUAAAUUCUCAAGAUGACUACAGCCUAAAGGCGCAUACAUCAGAACCGACACGCACAGUUUCUCGAAGUUGGGCGAAAGAAUAAAAUCAAUGGGGGCCGGCUACCUUUGUUCGCCCGGUUAAUCGUACCCAAGGGCCAUUGAAACAUUGACCCUGGCCAAGCCAUGAAGGGGUGCCCCAGGCUUCGUUUUUCUCUUUCUUCUUCGUUGGCAAAUUUUCGACUUCUGAACGACUUUUUCUACUCUUCCGUUUGGUCUAAACCUUGAAACUUGAUGUCCGACGCAUCAAACAAGGAAUACCCGAGAAGAGUAGUUAUCGACGACACUGACACGAGGAUUCAUUACUUUCCGAACCCUGAUGCGUGGUCGCUCGAUGUUGGCUCGUUUGACGACAGAGGAAAUUAUGGACCACCGUAUAAACGCACGAUGCAUGGGACGAACCAGUCAGGAGCUAGUUUGAGUUUUACUUUUGAAGCGUGUCUAUCAUUUUAGGAAACUAUAUUCUCGUUCGCGGCGCGCAAGAUAUCCGGAACGAUGGGAAUGGAAAACCACCGACAUGGACUUGUUCAUUGGACGGCAGCCCCAUACCAGCAUUCCCGUUUCGAGACGCGAACCGUAUUACCCACAAUGACCUUUGCGAACUCGGUCGAAUCUCUCGCAGGUCACAUAAUUUGACUAUUAACGUCACGAUCGAGGAUCCUGCGAACCAAAUGUUUUGGCUGGAUUAUCUGGAAUAUGUGCCGUUGACAGGAAUGAACUUGGAUGGAAGCACGUUGAGGAUUGAUAGCAGCGACGCGAGGGUGGUAUACAACAACGCAAGUGCUCAGUGGAUGGAAUUGGGCGGACAUAUGAAUGGGACAGGAGUGGCUGGAGGGAAUUUGAGUUUGAAGUUCAACGGAACAUCUGUUUCUUUGUACACUUAUCUAGAAGGUUCCGAAAAGGACUGGAGUCCAUCUUCCGCACGAUACCACAUCGACAAUGCUGCCGAUGAGAGCAUCACCAUCCCGGGGAGUAAACAUCUAUCUGGGUCUGGAAAUAGGUCGGAUUUCUUCAACCAGUUGUUAUUCACUUCACCGGAUUUUUUACCCGGAGAACAUGAGCUCACGUUAUCCUUUGAUGGUGUUGCCCAGAGCGGGAGCCCGCCGAUUCAGUGGCUGGUCAUCGAUUAUUUCCACGUAAUCGUGUCGGGUACCAACAUUUCAUCGAACGGUGCCGGCGUCCCAUCCACCUCAGUUCUUGUCGGUGCUGUUGCUGGUGGACUGGUCGGGCUGGUAGCUAUUGGGUUGUCAGUGUAUUUUUUUAUGAAGUGGCGGAAGCAGAAUCGACGGUUGCAGAGUACUCCGUGGUAUGGUGGUACUUCUGGUGGUUUCGGGUUAGGCUACAGCAAUCACAAAUAUACGGUAGUGACGCCCUUCAUUCCAGAAGAGGACAGUCAUCCAUCACCAACCGCCUACGACGUUUCACGCAGGGAGAGCUCGAUGGGGCGUUCUCGGCCUUCGAUCUCUACAAGAACGAGGACUACCACCACAUACCCGACAUCGACGAACCGCCAUCUGUCGAAUGCCUCGACUUCAACGUCAGAUCCGUUGAUAUCGUCGUCCGAGUUGACGUCGUUUUCUCCUAAUAGGACAAGUUCUCAAAGACCCCCGACCGUUUUGUCUCCACCGAAUCACUCCUCAGAAAGCUCCCCCACUUACUUCGAUCCCGACGCAGAUUUCACUUCCGAUAGUACUAAUGCAGGUACCCGCUCGACGAAGGAUACAGGCACACCUAAUGUCAUCCAUAUUCGCCAUGAGGACAGUGGGAUACGAUUAGUGCCUCGGGGCAAUGACCCACUUCCACACGACCUACCCCCGGACUAUACUCCAGAUUAGUCGUAUGAUUUGAUUUUUUUUAGGAGUGGCGCA